GUAAUUUCUCUCCCUAAUCAAAAUUAUUGGGGAGUUGGGGAGCGUCCUAAAUGAAUUCAGAUAAGGAAACCAAAAUAUCUACUGCCAACAUAAAUACAUAAGGCAGCCCUGACCAGAUUUUUUUUUUUUUUCACUCGAAACACCUACCCAUGGCUGCUGCUCUCUCCACUGCUCUCGAUGUCCAUUUUGCUAUCCCUCAAUCUGAUACUACAAGACCCAUUUUCAUCGCCAAAACAAUAAAGCAAAACCCCAGAAGAAAAUUCAUCAUUUCUUGUAACUCCUCCAAGUCUUCCUCAAAACCUCCCAAAAACCCACCAGUAUCACCCAAAAAACACCCAUCUUUAUCUGAGCAACUCCAGCCUCUUUCCACAGCCGCACUUCCCAAAAAGGACCAAGCUCGUCUCUUGUCGAAGCCAAAGUCCACAUGGGUUAAUCCCACCAAGCCUAAAAGAUCUGUGCUUUCACUACAAAGGCAAACGCGUUCUCCUUAUGCAUACAAUCCGAAAGUCAGAGAGCUGAAACUCUUUGCAAAGAAGCUGAAUGAUUGUGAAAAUAGUGAGGAUGCUUUCUUAAGUGUUCUUGAGGAAAUUCCACAGCAACUCACUAGAGAAAGUGCACUUUUGAUACUCAACAACUUGAAACCAUGGCAAAAGGCUCACCUUUUCUUCAAUUGGAUAAAGACCAAGAAUUUGUUUCCCAUGGAAACUAUAUUCUACAAUGUCACAAUGAAGUCUUUGAGGUUUGGGAGGCAGUUUGAGCUCAUUGAGGAACUUGCUAAUGAAAUGGUAAGCAAUGAGAUUCCACUUGAUAACAUUACAUAUUCAACGAUUAUUACCUGUGCCAAAAGAUGCUAUCUCUUUGAUAAGGCUGUAGAGUGGUUUGAGAGAAUGUAUAAAACUGGUUUGAUGCCUGAUGAAGUCACUUAUUCUGCUAUUUUAGAUGUUUAUGCAAAAUUGGGUAAGGUUGAGGAAGUACUUAAUUUGUACGAGAGAGGGGUAGCUAGUGGCUGGAAACCUGACACUAUUGCAUUCUCUGUAUUGGCAAAGAUGUUUGGUGAGGCUGGAGACUAUGAUGGUAUUCGGUAUGUUUUGCAAGAAAUGAAGUCUCUCGGUGUGCAGCCUAAUUUGGUUGUUUAUAAUACUUUGUUAGAGGCUAUGGGCAAGGCAGGGAAGCCUGGGUUAGCAAGAAACCUCUUUGAGGAAUUGCUUGAGUCUGGUUUAACUCCAAAUGAGAAGACUUUAACUGCCCUUGCCAAGAUAUAUGGCAAGGCAAGGUGGGCAAAAGAUGCAUUGGAAUUAUGGGAGGAAAUGAAGUCUAAAAAGUGGCCGAUGGAUUUUAUUUUGUAUAAUACUUUGUUGAACAUGUGUGCAGACAUUGGUUUAGUUGAGGAGGCAGAGAAGCUUUUUGCGGAUAUGAAGCAAUCAGAGCAUUGUAGGCCAGAUGGUUGGAGCUACACUGCAAUGCUAAAUAUAUAUGGAAGUGGGGGGAAUGUUGGUAAGGCAAUGGAGUUGUUCGAAGAGAUGUCCAAGGUUAGUGUUGAGCUCAAUGUAAUGGGAAGCACUUGUUUGAUUCAGUGCUUGGGUAAGGCCAGAAGAAUGGAUGAGUUGGUGAGGGUAUUUUCUAUCUCAGUUGAACAAGGGAUCAAGCCAGAUGAUAGACUCUGUGGAUGCCUGUUGUCUGUUGUGUCACUGUGUGAGAAGAGGGAGGAUAUGGAUAAAGUCCUCGCUUGCCUGCAGCAAGCUAAUCCUCGGUUAGUUGCAUUCGUGAAAUUGAUUGAAGAUGAGAAAAGCAGUCUUGACACUGUUAAAGAAGAGUUCAAGGGUAUCAUCAGUGACACUAAAGAUGAUGCCAGAAGACCAUUCUGUAAUUGCUUGAUCGAUAUAUGUCGAAGUAAGAAUCUCCAUGAGAGAGCACAUGAACUGCUCUAUCUGGGAACCCUAUAUGGGUUGUACCCAGGUUUACACAACAAAACUGUGAAUGAGUGGAGUCUGGAUGUCCGCUCGCUGUCUGUUGGGGCAGCACAGACUGCCCUUGAAGAGUGGAUGGGGACUUUGGCCAAAAUUGUUAAGCGUGAAGAAGCAUUGCCAGAGUUAUUUUCAGCUCAAACUGGUACUGGAACCCAUAAAUUCUCUCAAGGACUGUCCAAUGCCUUCGCUUCUCAUUUGAAGAAACUUGCAGUACCGUUCAGGCAGAGUGAGGAGAAAGCUGGUUGCUUUGUGGCAACAAGGGAGGAUUUAGUGCUGUGGCUGCAAUCGAGGAUUCCAUCACCCGUUGUUACAGCAUAAAUGGUUAAUCGUCUGUAAUCAGGACUCUUAUGCAAAAUACCCUUGUUUGUCACAUUAGUUUACAGGAUAGCUGAUUAUCAGCAAAACCAGUUGUGUUCUGCAUCUGCUUUCAAUCGAAGGAAUUCUAGAAAGGCUGGAAGAAUUGUUUGCAGGAGCAAGAAGAUGAACUCAGAAUAAGGACCCGGGAACAAAUUCCAACUAUUGUGAACCGCAUUGGUCGAAAUCCACCUCCAAAAUUACAGAUGCUCACGUUGGACGAGGAAAUGCUCAACUUCAGUAACUAUGUCUAAUAUUUGUAUCCCCCCACCAAAUUACAGACACUAAUUUCUUUUUUAGUCUUUUUGGCUCUAAAAGAGAGAGAAGAAGAAGAAGGCAUCUAGAAUUGAAAGUGCCUCCGCCUAUGCAAAAUCCUCCAAGGAAGAAAAUGUCUUUAAAGGAAAAAUAAGGAAAAUGCGAAAAAAAAUUAUCUCU
Messenger RNA from Theobroma umbraticum, 2756 nucleotides. Its product is annotated as pentatricopeptide (PPR) repeat-containing protein. Lineage: Eukaryota; Viridiplantae; Streptophyta; Magnoliopsida; Malvales; Malvaceae. Gene Ontology annotation, molecular function: protein binding; mRNA binding; rRNA primary transcript binding. Gene Ontology annotation, biological process: positive regulation of translation. Gene Ontology annotation, cellular component: chloroplast stroma. The record is from RefSeq and is a predicted model, not a curated record.